This is a messenger RNA of Callorhinchus milii (elephant shark), 914 nucleotides long. RefSeq lists its product as uncharacterized. NCBI's taxonomy places the organism in Eukaryota, Metazoa, Chordata, Chondrichthyes, Chimaeriformes, Callorhinchidae. The coding region runs from base 267 to 719 and encodes 150 amino acids. The transcript has 6 exons. The record is from RefSeq and is a predicted model, not a curated record.
UCAGGGGGGGAGUGGGGAAUGAGGAGAAGUGGGAAUCCUUGCUGUGUUUUGCUGUUCUUCGCAACCUGGGAGCUGAGAGUAGGCAACUGUCAGGGAGCUCUGCGCUUCAGAUUGGCUGAAACUUGCAUUCUUUCGCUGUCUUGAGCAACUAUAUCACCAACGGAGUCCAGCACAUUACCACAAGCACAAAAGCCAAAUACUGCAGAUGCUGGAAAUCUGAAAUAAAAACAGAAGCUACAGACACAACGCAGAGAAGCUGACCAACAAUGUUCAUCACGGUCACAUACGGAGAAGAUCAGAAGGAGAUUUUCAACCACCAAUGUCGAAUUGUGAACCUGGUGGAAAGCAUCAAACAGAAGUGUAACUGUGGAGCUGAAGUUUGUAUUGAUCUCAUUGAUGAAGCUGGAAACCUGAUGAAUCUUAGUGAUCAGCAAACGUCCACAGAAUUUGCCAGCAACUACCUGACAACACAGAAGAAAUAUAUCCUCAUCCAAGUAAAACGAGAUGAUUUUGAGUCCUGCAAAUAUGAAUCUUUGUUGAAGAAUCUGGAGCAACGUCAUCCUGAGCUGGCAGAUUGUCUACAGAAGCUGUCAAACCCUAAAGUUAAAGAGAGGAAUGACUCUGUGCUAAAGAGGAUGCGCCGCUCACCAAAGAUUCCCUUGACAUCCGAAGGCAAAUCCACAUUUCGGAAGCAGAGAAAACAUCACCCCAACGUCUAAAGCUGUUCGACUGUUACUGCACGAUUUUGUUCCUUCAUUGUCAAGAGCCCGAUCUACAGUAUGUUUGGAACUCCCUCAUUACAUACAGAAGUACUGGACAGUUUAUAGGCUAUUUAGGUGCCUAUAAUCAGUGUGUUACUGACAAGGGUACGUGUGUGUAUGUAAACAAUAAUAAAAUGUGUUUUACGCAAAGGA